GUCCCUUCAGGUAGGAUCAGAGACAAAAAUAGGAUAUUUCCCGCCAUUUGGAUAGUUAAGGAAAAGACUCAAUAUGUGCGAACCGACAGGAUUCAACAUUGAGGAUUUGAUUAGUGUUACACCACUGAAAGAAGGUGGAGACAUGCUGGAGCCCAGGGUUGAACAGUUGAUGGGCAAAUUAAGGAAGCUACAACAAGGUAAAAGAUCCUUGGAGGAAGAAAUGAAGGAGAUCAAAUCAGUCAGGGACUUUAUGCAGAAAGAGCUGACAUCUUUACAAACUGAAACCUACAAACUGGAAGGAAUCCAUAAGGAAAAAGAAGAGUUGUGCAGGAAGCUGCAGUUCCAGUGUGAGGAGUCUGAGCAAGACGCUGUCAGGCAGUUGAAGCAGAACAAGAAAAGCGAGGAGCUGCUAGAACAGUACAGAUGUGAAAUUCAGGAAUUCAAGCUUAAACACCGGAAGCAGCGGAUGAAGUUUGAAAACCAACUUCAUCAACUGAUAGAGCAGCAUAAGAAUCUGCACUCUGUCUUUGCUCCAGAGAGGCUUCCAGAUGAAAUAGAGAGUGCUGAGAAUACAAAAAGUCAGCUGUUAGCAGCUGGUAAGUUCCUUCUAAUGAUGUAUGCCUAUUCAAUCAGUAAAACAUUUAUUCUUGGACAAGCAAGAAUUAAGUGUUUUUCUUUUCUAUCCCCAACCCAUUUGAUUUGGUCUUUUUCUGUAAUUCUUACAGAACAAAUGAAGUUGGCUCAGCUGUACUGUCUCAAUGAGGAGCUAGAAAAGAUGGAGAAACAGAGGCAGCCUGCAAAAACAGCUGCUGAGACUCAGGAGUAAAACAUAAUUU
Molecule: messenger RNA, 836 nt
Organism: Anoplopoma fimbria (sablefish)
Lineage: Eukaryota; Metazoa; Chordata; Actinopteri; Perciformes; Anoplopomatidae
Exons: 9
Coding region: 74-826 (250 amino acids)
Biological process (GO): synaptonemal complex assembly
Cellular component (GO): synaptonemal complex
Source: RefSeq, a predicted model, not a curated record